Molecule: messenger RNA, 435 nt
Organism: Candida dubliniensis CD36
Lineage: Eukaryota; Fungi; Ascomycota; Pichiomycetes; Serinales; Debaryomycetaceae
Exons: 1
Coding region: 1-435 (144 amino acids)
Biological process (GO): late endosome to vacuole transport via multivesicular body sorting pathway
Cellular component (GO): Vps55/Vps68 complex; endosome
Source: RefSeq, a predicted model, not a curated record
AUGAAUCCGUUGAAUAAAAUUAUAUUUUUAUCGGCAUUUUUGGCAUCAGGCUUUUUGCUGAUAUUAUUAUCAUGUGCAUUAUACAAUAACUACCAUACACUCUGGGUAAUAUUAAUUUUCCUCCUAGCUCCAUUACCAAAUUUAAUAGCAAAUUCCAUUGAGCUGGCACGAGAUUAUAAUUUCUUAACUUUCAAUGAUUAUGGUAAUAGUAAUAAUUCAACACAAUCUCCAUUACAAGAGUUUGGUAAAUAUAUAACUGGAUUUUUAAUUGUUAGUGGUAUAGCUUUACCAUUGACUUUCUAUCAUUGUGGAUUAAUUGAAUUGGGAGCAACCAUUAUGAGUAUAAUUGGUGGUCUCAUUGUAUACAGCGACAUUAUUAUUUUUAUUUGGUUCUUUAAUACCGAAGAAGAAGAACACGAUGAUUUCAAUUUCUGA